AUGUGUUUUUAUUGUUUUUGCAUACUUUUAUCUUUAUACAGAUGUUAGAUUUUGUACGAAGAAGCCUUUAUUGAUGAUAAUUUUAUAGAUUCAUAAGGUAUAUCAAUAUAAUUUGUUAGGAUGGACAGUAAAUAAUAGAAUAGAAAGUAUUGGAUAUUGUAAUGAGGUGAAAUUAUUUGGAGGUUAUGGUGUUUUUGGAAAGAAUACAAGAGUUACAAAAUUAUUUUAGUUGCCUCCUCAUCAUUCUAUUUAACUUAGAUUAGAAUUUUGGAAGUAAAGAAUAAUAAUAAAUAUAUAUAUAUAGAAUAGACUCUUGGGAUGAUGAAAAAUUUUAUAUAUAUUUGGAUUAGAAUGAAGUAUUUUCAUAAAUGUUUGGUGCAUCAAGUACAAAUUCUAACUUGUGUGGAAAUGAAGCAACUGGAAUAGUAUGGCGUGAAGAAAUACAUUAAAUAAAUAUUAUAAAAAAUCACAAUUUUAAAUCACUUUUAAUUCUGUUAACUUCAAAUUUAAAUGGUCAGUUAGAUGUAAUAAUUAAUUAAAUGAUAGGAAUGGUGGGGGAUUAGAUAAUUUAGAUUAUAUAUAUAUCCAUGUCCAAAUGGAUGUUAAACAUGUACUUCAGAUGAUUCAGCAAUAGAUUGUUUAAUUUGGUUAAAAUAUUACGAAAGUUUAGUAAAUUUAAAUUAUAAUGAUUUUUAAUAAGAAGGCUGGAUUAUUGAUUAAAGUUUAUAAUCAAUAAGUUAAUGUUCUAGUAAUUAUAAUUGAAUUAAAAUAGAUAUUCCAAUUAUAGGAGAUAAAAAUAUCAUAGGAAGAGAUAGUAGAUUAACAAAAUCAAUAAAUUUGCCAAUUCAUUGUUUAGUUAAGAUUAAGUUUAGAUUUCUAUUUAUAGAUAAAUGGAAUUCUGAAUAUGCUUAAUUAUACGUUGAUAAUGAAUUAAUAUGGAAUUAUAGUCAUUAAACCCUGACAAAUAUAACUAAUAUAUGUGGUAAUAGUUUUGGUGAGGUUGCAUAUAACUUAGAAAUAAUCUUACCACAUAAAAGAUAGUAAUUACUUUUAUAAUUUACAACUACCUUAUAAAAAUAAUAAUCUUAAUAAUCUUAUGGAAUAAGAGAUCUUGAAUUAUUUAUUUGUAAAAUUUUAAUAAUAAUUUAAGAUGUUCCAAAUGGUUUUCCUUAAGAUCUAGGUUGUGGGAUAAUAUGUGGAAAUGGAUAGAUUGAGGGAUAGGAAUAAUGUGAUGAUGGAAAUAUAUAUCCUUUUGAUGGUUGUUUUAAUUGUUAGUAUUAAUGUGUUGAAGGAUGUAUUAAUUGCAUAGAAGGCAUUUGUUAUAAUUGUUAAUAAGGAUGGAUUUUAAAUAUUAUAGAUUCAUUAUGUAUACCAAUAUGUGGAGAUAAUAUUAUUAAUGGUUUUGAAGAAUGUGAUAAUAAUCAAAAUUAAUUAGAUUAAUAUCUAUAAUGUGAUCAAUGUUAAUUUAAAUGUUAAUAAGAAUGUAUAAAUUGUUAAUUUGGAAAAUGUUUAGAAUGUGAUGAAGGAAUGAUAAUUAACGAUUAUAUUUGUUAAAUAAAUUAAAAUGAACAUAAUUAACUAACUGAUGGUAAGUGCUAAGAUAAUUGUCAAUUAUGUACAAACUAUAUUUGUGAAUAUUGUGAAUAUGGAUUCUAAAUGAUUAAUAAUUAAUGUUAAACAGUUUGUGGAGAUGGAAUUUUAGCUGGAAAUGAAAUAUGUGAAUUAGAAUAAUAAUAAUGUAUUAAUUGCCUAUAUAUAUGUUCUGAAAAUUGUAAUUAUUGCUUUGAUAAUGGGAUAUGUCAUUAAUGUUUUUUUGGAUAUGAAUUGGAUUUAAAUCGAUUAAAUUGUUAUUCUAUUUGUGGUGAUGGAAUUGUUUCUAAUGAUGAAGAAUGUGAUGAUUUUAAUUAAGAUAAUGGAGAUGGAUGCUCAAACAAAUGUUAAAUUGAAAAUAAUUACAUCUGUAGAAACUUAUAGUAUUCAUUUACAUAAUGUAUUUAUGAAAAAUAUCCUUCAUUCAAACUAUCAUUAAUUAAUUCAUCUCUUUAAAUAUAAUAUGUAUCAAUAUAUUUUGAUUAAAUGGUUAAAACGAAUACUUAAUGUGAUUUCUCUGAAUAAAUACACAUACAUGUAAUUGACUUAAAUUAAACAUUUUAUCAAUUUUAAUUAAUUCCUAUUCAAUAACCUUUUCAAAAUGUUUCAUUUGUAUAAUAUUUAAUAGAAAUCUAAUUUAAUACCACUUUAUUAUCACCACCAAUCUUAGAAGUGAUUUUAAAUAAUCAACUUUAUAAUUAAAAUAAUGCCCCUCUUAUUAAUUUAAUUAAUUAAAUUAAACUUCAUAAUCCAUCGUACAUAAAUCAUUAAUAAGAAUCUUAUGCAAAUCAUCUAAACAAUGUAGCAAAAUAUUCUAUUAUAACAAUGGGAGGCUUAGGUAUUUUUUAAUUUUUACUUUGUGAAACUUUUUUACUUUCAGAAACAUUAGAAAUACUAUAAUAAUAAUCGUAUUUAAAAUUUAUUAAUGUAAUCUUUCCUUUUAAUUUAUUUAUCUAUUUUGAAUCAAGCAAUUUGAUAACUAUAUAACCAAUUUUAGAUAUGAUCUAAGUGGAUAAUCUUUUAUCUUAAAUUUUUGCAGAAAGAUAUUUAGAAUCUUACGAAAAACUUUUAUCCUACAGAGUCAAUGCAGAUAUCUUAAUUAAUAUUUAAACAUAAGUAAUCUUAUUUCUUGCACUGAUAGUUACUUAUUAUUCAAAUAUUUUUAUCUUAAAAUUAUUCAGAAAUAUUCCUUAUUCAUGCUUAUUUAUUUUCGGUUAGACAUUUGCUAAAGCACUUGUUAAAAUCAUGAAAAAAGUUCUAAAAUUUAAAAGAAAGUUUGAAUCUGAGAUAAUCUAAAGCUUUUUACACACAAAUAGUUGGGAUUUACUUUUUAUGUCUUUUUUAUAUAUAUAGACAUAAACUAAUCAUAUCUUUUCUAAUUUAGUUGCCUAUCUGAUUUUGUAUUCCACACUAUUACUUUCAACGAAAAUCUUUGAGAGAAUACAUCAUUAAUCUAAAAGAUAAUAAUAAUUCUGGAUAUCAAAAUAUGAUUAAAUGAGACUUAUAAAAAAAAUCUUCUUUAUAUGGGUAUUAGUAAUGUUCCAAGAAAACUAAAACCUUCAAAUAAUGUUAUUAACUCUUAUUUGCUAAUUUUAUUUGGUUUAUCUAUUUGUAAUCAAACCUUUUAAGAAUAAUUUAGAUUACAUCAAUACCUUAGCAUUAGAAAUAAGUUCAUUUAUUUUUUGUUUUUCUUCAUCAUUUUAUUGGAAUAAUUUUAUCAUUAAAUUUAACAAUGAAAAUUAAAUUAAUUUGGCAUGGUUUUAAAUAGGAAUGCUGCUAUCAUGUUUAUUUAUAAAUUUGAUGUCUUAAUUAUGGAUGAUAUCUGUAUAGCUGAAAAGUAAAAUAGCAAAAUUAAAUAAGAAAUACACUUCCAAAAAAACUUAAAAAUAAAUCAAAUCUAACCCAUUCCUUAUUGUUUGA
Paramecium sonneborni is the source of this 3510-nucleotide messenger RNA. The record is from the annotation of a GenBank genome assembly. Lineage: Eukaryota; Ciliophora; Oligohymenophorea; Peniculida; Parameciidae.